Messenger RNA from Sesamum indicum (sesame), 1696 nucleotides. RefSeq names its product putative nucleobase-ascorbate transporter 10. Gene Ontology annotation, molecular function: transmembrane transporter activity. Gene Ontology annotation, cellular component: membrane. NCBI's taxonomy places the organism in Eukaryota, Viridiplantae, Streptophyta, Magnoliopsida, Lamiales, Pedaliaceae. Gene Ontology annotation, biological process: transmembrane transport. The record is from RefSeq and is a predicted model, not a curated record.
AUGCCGGGUGAUGGAAGCAACAGCAGCAAUAGCAAUGGAGACGUAAACGAGCCGCAGCCGCAUGCAGUCCUUGAGCAGCUGCCGGGCAUCCAGUAUUGCAUAAAUAGCCCGCCUCCUUGGUUAGAAGCCAUUCUUUUGGGAUUCCAACAUUAUAUCCUGGCUCUUGGUUCAAUUGUCUUAAUUCCAAGUAUGCUAGUUCCUGAAAUGGGUGGGACUGAUAAAGACAAGGCCAAGGUGAUACAAACCCUACUUUUCAUAUCGGGCGUGAACACAUUGUUGCACUCCUUUUUUGGUACAAGGCUGCCAUCAGUAAUAGGUGGCUCCUACGCGUUCUUGAUUCCGGCAACCUCAAUUAUUCAUGCAAGAAAAUACAGACUGAUGCACGAGCCCGAGCAGAGAUUUCUGCAAACAAUGAGAGAAAUACAGGGAGCUUUAAUUGUUACUUCAUGUUUCCAAAUGAUCAUUGGAUUCACCGGUUUGUGGAGAAACCUAGCAAGGUCGUUUACCCCUCUGUCUAUGGUUCCACUGAUUACAUUCACCGGACUUGGGCUCUACCAUCUUGGCUUCCCACUUAUUGCAACCUGUCUUGAAGUCGGGAUACCACAGCUGGUUUUACUGAUAAUCAUCUCACAGUUUUUACCAAGAUUUAUAAAGUCAAAGAGACACCUCUGCGAUAGAUAUGCGCUGCUUUUCGCCAUUGCAAUUGUGUGGAUGUAUGCAGGAAUCCUAACAUGGAGUGGUGCUUUUAUGAAAUCUAAACACGUUAGCUGCCGCACUGAUAGCUCAGGGCUCAUUGGGGGAGCUCCUUGGUUUUACGUCCCGUUUCCAUUCCAAUGGGGGCCUCCCACUUUUAGAGCUGGAGAAGCUUUUGCAGCAAUCGUUGCUUCAUUUGUCGCUUCAAUUGAGUCUACUGGCUCGUUCAUUUCAGCAGCUCGAUAUGGCAGUGCAACGCCGGUGCCACCCUCAGUAAUUAGUCGUGGUGUCGGCUGGCUGGGGAUCGGGACUCUGCUUCAUGCCCUGUUUGGCAGCAUCACUGGUUCCACCGCAACAGUUGAAAAUGUUGGUCUUCUGGCCUUGACAAAAGCAGGAAGCAGAAGAGUUGUCCAAAUAUCAUCUAUAUUUAUGAUUCUCUUCUCCAUUUUAGGAAAAUUUGGAGCUAUUUUUGCUUCGAUUCCUUUACCAAUUAUGGCAGGAUCCUACUGCAUCUUCUUUGGCUACGUUUCAUCUGUAGGCUUGGGAUUUCUCCAGUUCUGUAACCUCAACAGUUUCAGGACAAAGCUUGUACUGGGGCUAUCCUUCUUCAUCGGACUUUCUCUUCCGCAAUACUUCAGAGAGCAUGGUCCGAACUCUAGAGGUGGUCCAGUUCACACUCCUGCAGUAUGGUUCAACGACAUUAUGUCUGUCGUCUUUAUGUCACACGCAACCGUGGCCGCUGCGAUUGCCCUCCUACUGGACUGCACUCUCGAUUAUGGAACCGACGAGACUCGUAAAGAUAAUGGCUCUUACUGGUGGGAGAAGUUUGUAGUUUAUGGCAAAGACGUCAGGAGCGAUGAGUUUUAUAGGUUGCCAGGCCGACUCAAUAGAUGUUUUCCAUCUUUCUAAGUUGUCUGAAAAAUGUGGAAGUUAUGUGUAUGUUUUCCUGAACACGAUUUGUUCGUUUUCCGGCGUAUGUAUGAGAGUUGAGGACUUCAGGUGA